ACCAGGAAGUCGUCGUGUUACUUUCCCCCUUCACCUCCUUCUCCUCUUCCUCCUCCACCUCCUCCUCCUCCUCUUCCUCCCGCAGCUUUGCCAGAAACGAGAGAAACUACCCGGGCUGGUAAGUUUCCCCCAAGUCGGUGGAAAACUACCGGGGGACAGUUUCACACCGGCUCUGCCCGCGGCCUCGGUCUGUGCCGCUAAACUUUGGCCGGUUGUCAUCGACGGAGCGGCGGCUCGGGAAGUGUCCACAGAACGGAGAAGUGUCCCCGGAGCGACCGUAAAGAAUCUCACCCAGUCUCCGAUGGAAGAUAUUGAAAAUUGAGGAUCUGCCUGAAUCCCAGCUUCCCUCCAAGAUGAAUCCUGCUCCUCAUUAUACUUCAUCCAGCUGCACAUUCACUGACACUGUUUUGUGUCUGCACAACUUCACUAACCGUAGAGGUGUGACUCCACGUCUCUGAUCAUGUACUUGUGAUGAAACACUGGCUGCCCCUCCCAUAUCCCAUUCCUUUUGUCUGUGACAAACCGUCUCUCUAUUCAAACCCGUCCCUCCUACUCUUCGAGUUCCUGGACCAUGUUCCGCAAGAAAAGCUCCCUCAUACUAUGUGGUAUGUUCGUAUUUAUCAGCUGGAAUGCCAUACUGGUGCUUCUGCUGCGGGGCAGGCCUGCACCCGGGCCGUCGAGCGUGCCUAGCCAAGAGAAGGGGGAAGUGGGUCAAAUCCCUAUGAACGAUGUCAUGGGAGAUGUGCUUCGAAUGGCCGACGUGUUCGAGGCAGAGCUCGAUCUGCAGAAGAAAAUCCUGAUCCAGAUCAAGAGUCACAAGUCACUGUGGGAUCCGUCGAACAGAAACAAACAGAAGGUCGUAGCCGCACCUGCACCUGAGCCCGUCAUUCCUAUCCUGGUUAUUGCCUGUAACAGGGUCACUGUAAGACGCUGCUUGGACAAACUGCUGCAGCACCGUCCCUCAGCAGAGCUUUACCCAAUCAUAGUGAGUCAAGACUGUGGACACGCUGAGACUGCUGAAGUGAUUCGCUCUUACGGAGAUAAGGUGACUCAUCUAAAACAGCCGGACUUGUCUGACGUCGCUGUGCGGCCAGAGCACAAGAAGUUUCAGGGUUACUACAAAAUCUCCAGGCAUUACCACUGGGCUCUCAACCAAGUGUUCAAGACCCUGUCUCAUUCCUCUGUUGUGAUUGUAGAGGAUGAUUUGGAGGUGGCACCAGACUUCUUCGAGUACUUCCGCUCCCUGCUGCCACUUUUGAAAUCCGAUCCCAGUCUGUGGUGUGUGUCCGCCUGGAAUGACAAUGGCAGGGACGGCUACGUGGAUCCUGGGAAGGCGGAUGUGCUCUACCGGACGGACUUCUUCCCUGGUCUGGGUUGGAUGCUCGUCGGGGAGGUGUGGGAGGAGCUGGAGCCCAAAUGGCCUGCUUCAUUCUGGGAUGACUGGAUGCGUCAGCCAGAGCAGCGCCGCGACCGUGCCUGUAUCCGCCCUGAAGUCUCACGGACUUUAACGUUUGGCCGUCAAGGUGUGAGUCUGGGUCAGUUUUACGACAAGUACCUGCGCUACAUUAAACUGAAUGCCGAAUUUGUGCCUUUCACAAAGUUAGACCUAAGCUACUUGAAGGAGGAGACGUACAGAAACAAUUUAGAAAAGGAAGUUUACAGUGCUCCUGUGGUGACAUAUGAAGAUGUAAAGCAGGGGCAGCUAAAAGGACCUGGGCCCUUCCGCCUUCAAUACUCGAGCAAGGACAGUUUUAAAGCGCUGGCCAAAAACCUGGGCAUCAUGGAUGACUUGAAGUCUGGAGUCCCAAGAACAGGCUACAGAGGAGUCGUCAGUUUCAUCUCAAGAGGAAGGAGAAUCUACCUGGCUCCCCCUCCAGGAUGGACGAAGUAUGAUCGCACCUGGAGCUGAUAAACCUGGAGAAACCUUAUCUACAGUAACCAUCGUGUAAUCUCCAAAACACGCUUCAGACCUGGUGUGAACAUCCGUCCUGAGUGAAAUGAUCACAAGUGGACAAGUAGAGAUGUGAACGCACCAAUUGCACAGGUGUGACAUAAUGAUUUUUUAAAUUUGUUUAGUAAAAUCGUAUUCCAUGGUAGAGACACAUUGAUUGAGUCAUCCCUUCUUGACUCUGCUCUCACUUGCAUGACAACGGACACAUAUGUAAACUCACCAGCUAAAAAUACAGUUCUGUCACCACAAAAAUAUCAUGUUCGGGUUUAUUUGCAUACUGAGCGGGGAAGUGAGAUCGGAUCACAAACAGUCACAGGAGACGUAUCUAGGACACAUUGAAACACCAGGUGUGAACAGACGUACUUGGAGCUGUCCCCUUGUGAUCGAGUCUCUUAGGUCGGUUGUUAGCAGCAGGUCUGAACGGGGGUUUAACGUCAGAUGGGGGGAGCAUUCCAGACCAAAGAGUGAUGUCCUUAAACUUUCUCUUGAAUGAUAUGUUUCAUUGUUCUUGAAACUGCAGAAUGGCUUGUCCCUCUGUCUGGUGUAGGGAUCAUUGCCAAUUCUACUCAGGUAUUUUUCAAUACACUUCUUACAGUGUAGGACUCAGCCUAAACAGUUUGUUAGCCACAACUGCUGUAAUUCACCAGAUAUCUAUUUUUUUAUACAACGCUAAAUGUGCACAUGACAUUCACUAAUGCAUUCAAUGCAAUUACCUAAUUUGCCACUUUUUGCUUGAAUUGUUUGUAAUUCCUGGUAGCCUUGUUGAACUGUUUAUGUCUGGUAUAAAUAUGAAAUCAUAAUCUGUGGUAUGGUUGUUUAUGGUGUUGGUGACUGGUCAUAACUGCAUUGUAAUCCGUUGUUAGAUUCUCAUUGUUUUUGUCUUUCAUGAAAAUCAGUUCUUCCAGCUUACAUUUAAUUUUAAGUAUUUUUUUUUUUUUAAAUGAUUCUUUGUUUUAUUUCUUGAAGCUUUGUUACCUUUCAAAUUGCAAUAUUUCUGUGUUUUGUAUAUUUUUAGGAAUUAAAAAAAUCUAUACAUAAUGGUGCCUUGGCACAUGUUUGUGAAAUAAAGAGUAACGAGGCAUUAA
Pleuronectes platessa (European plaice) is the source of this 3036-nucleotide messenger RNA. RefSeq names its product alpha-1,3-mannosyl-glycoprotein 2-beta-N-acetylglucosaminyltransferase a (gene mgat1a). Gene Ontology annotation, biological process: protein N-linked glycosylation. Lineage: Eukaryota; Metazoa; Chordata; Actinopteri; Pleuronectiformes; Pleuronectidae. The transcript has 3 exons. Bases 572 to 1909 code for a protein of 445 amino acids. Gene Ontology annotation, molecular function: alpha-1,3-mannosylglycoprotein 2-beta-N-acetylglucosaminyltransferase activity. The record is from RefSeq and is a predicted model, not a curated record. Gene Ontology annotation, cellular component: Golgi apparatus.